AGUGAACUUCCUACUUACUGUGACUACUAUAUAAAUGCAUGUUUCCAUAGGAACCACUCAAAAAUCAAGCUCUCAAGACUCUUUUUAGAUCCAUUUUGCAGGUGAAGUUCAUGGCAAACAAUGUUUUUGGCAACCCCAUCAGUGACGCAACGGUGAAGCUACUACCACGGUACAAAGACAAGGAAACUAUAACUGCUACGGACAGAGCACAAGUUGCUCUUCAGUACAAAAACACCGAGGACAAGGACACAGAUGCGCUUACCUAUGUUGACAAGCUGAAGAACAGCUAUGGCAAUGGAGUGUCUACGCUUUGUUUAAUUUACAAUGCUACAGGAGAUGCUUUAACCUUCAUCAACAGUCAUGACUGGUACGGACAUAUUGGUGAUGCCCCGUACCCAUCUCGGCUAGAGAAUGGACAAUGGGGUGCUUAUCUCCAUGUCCAUGACUCCGGAGCUGCUUCUGGAUCUGUUGCUGCUACUGUGUAUCGCGGUAAGAACGGGGAUGGCGAUGAAUGUGACUGGAUGAUUUCGUGGAAUAAUCCAUGGAACAGAUGGUUUUUCAACAACACGGUGUAUACUGAGAUCCGUGAAGCACAUCACUAUGAGAAUGAUUAUUGGGGUUAUAUUUAUGAUAAGCUGAAAGAUUGUGGACUCGUUAAUCAUGACACAUGGAAUGGAUGCUAUUCCACUGUAACAACUGGUAGUAGCACUUCCCCAAAGUUAGAGGCAGUACUGACUCUGGAAAGCGUCAAGAAAACUAUCCUUGGGAAUAACUAUUAGGGCUCAAUUCCAUCUCUAUCAAAGUUUUCCUACUAUGGUAAUUGUCCAAUUUAUCAAAUUGGCAACCAAAAAUUAAAAUAAAAGAAAGCUUUAUGUAUGGAAGAUCACAGAUUAUAUAAAAAGUCAGACCUGGAAGUAAAAAUGAUCAAUAUGACCUGAUGUAUCCUGACUUUUAUAUAGACUACUUUUUCCAUUAAUCCAGUCAUGUAAUUAACUUGGUUCUUAUAAGCCGUAUAUUCUAUGGCCUUUUGGA
Ziziphus jujuba (common jujube) is the source of this 1032-nucleotide messenger RNA. Its product is annotated as 23 kDa jasmonate-induced protein. The coding region runs from base 111 to 779 and encodes 222 amino acids. The transcript is spliced from 2 exons. The record is from RefSeq and is a predicted model, not a curated record. NCBI's taxonomy places the organism in Eukaryota, Viridiplantae, Streptophyta, Magnoliopsida, Rosales, Rhamnaceae.